Molecule: messenger RNA, 1929 nt
Organism: Mya arenaria
Lineage: Eukaryota; Metazoa; Mollusca; Bivalvia; Myida; Myidae
Exons: 1
Coding region: 1-1929 (642 amino acids)
Molecular function (GO): protein binding
Source: RefSeq, a predicted model, not a curated record
AUGGACUUGGCCGACUUUGAACCUUCAAUUUGGCCUAGUUUACUUGUGAUAAAGAACGAGCAUUCUCCGCCUCAGCACUGCUAUCUGCAAAUCAUACUUCUCGACAUUUCACAACCAUUACCAGAGGAGAUGCCAAUACCCCCAGGCUGGAACGUAGACUUGCACGGUCAAGUGUUCCUGAUGAACACAUGGCUUGAUUAUAUGUUCAUGUUUUGGUAUGGUGAGAAGUUAAUUAAGCAUGGUCCAUCAAAAAGCUUGAGUGAGAAGUUAGAUAUGGUUGUGGCAUUCUACUGUAGUACAUUGCAUCCAGAAUGUCAGGCUCUAAUGACCAGACCAAAACCAGGACAUUGGCCCAGACCUGAAAUACUUGCAAAAGCGAGUCAGUCUGGAACUUUCUUGGUUCCACAAGGGCAUGCUGAGAGCGAUCAAAAGGAACUAGAAUGGAGGUUUGCCACUCCAUUGAUAGAGCGGUUGCUCAUGUUUGAUCUCGGUAUCGUGCAAAUACAAGUUUAUAUAUUUUUGAAAAUCUUACGAAAGUCUUUCUUGAAACCACUUGUCGGUGAUAGACUGAGCACGUUUCACUUCAAAACCGCGUUGUUGUUUACGGUGGAGACCUAUCCCCCUGAAAUAUGGCAAGAACAAAACCUUCUGCAGUGUGUCAUAUACUGCCUGAAAACACUUCAGCGAUGGUUCGCGAUUCGGCAUUGUCCACACUACACGAUAUCGGGGGUUGAUUUGUUCGUUGGAAAAUUGAAAAAAUGGGAGUUUGCAUUGCUGUCCAAUGUUGUUUCUGAUAUGAUAUGCAACAUCAUGCCCUUUGUCGGUCAGAUAUCCAUGGACCAGAUAGGGGUGAGGAUGAUAUCAUUGACAGAAGAAAUUCAUGAACAUAUCAAUUCAAGACCAUACAGCAUGCUAUGUAUAAUCACGAGGUGUUUGAGACGUUAUUUGGCCGGAAUAUACAUGGCGUAUGAUUUUAUGGUGAACAUCGGGGACGCGUUACCAAUACAAAAAGUGUGUGCUCAAAUUGAAAAUUACAUUGCACUUGGUAACGAUGAAAUACGGCCAGAACUUUUGCAUUCAAGAUUGCUUUUGAAUCAGUUGACAGCCUCGAUGUGUGCCUCGUUGUGUUUAAAGAGAAACCAGCCCAUCCCAGCAGACAUUUACCGCCUGUAUGAGGAAUCGUUAGACUCAGACCUCACCUCGAGCAGACUGAAACUGGCUUCCAUGUUCUACUGCAAUGGUCAGUAUGAAAGCGCAGAAUUCGUGCUUAGCCACACCGAGGGUUUAUUGCAUCCAAGUACGCAUCAAUUGCAUCAGUACAGAUGCGAUGGUCGUUACCCUAACCCUGAUCCCUCAAAACAAUUUCAAGAAAAGAUUGCACAAAAUACAGAGAUAGAAAUAUUUAAAUCACACAUUGCAUUCAACGUUGUAUACUCUCGAUUAGAGGAAUGUUGUUUACCUGCAUUCCUGUGUUUUGAGAUGCACAGAACAAAGCGGCCUGAGGACCGGCAACGCAGAUGUAAAUUGCAAGAUAUAUGGAUGGAUCUGGCUAUCAUUGACUCCAUUCCCUUCCUUUACUACCUGCAAUAUCUGACGUACAGACAGUUGGGAGAAUAUGAGAGAACGCGAGAUUCGCUGGUCAAGUUACUGAAUUACUGCACUCCAUUUUUCUAUUAUGACGCGUACCUUACAUUCUUACAACAAGAAGAACACGGACAAAGAGUUUACCCUGAACAUGAAGUUCGCAACGAUCCCUUAUUUGAACGAAGAGGUGGAAACCAUAUCGAUACGGCUCUCCAUGUACUGGGCCAUUGUUUUGAACUGGAGAACCGUCAUGACAUGGCCUUGUUAUGCUACAGGAAAUCCUUGGAACUCAUUCCAUAUAACAACGCAGCCACGUGGCAUAUCGAAAGACUCGAGCAGGCAUGA